This is a messenger RNA of Musca domestica (house fly), 2803 nucleotides long. It is a transcript of the gene Cox10, whose product is annotated as protoheme IX farnesyltransferase, mitochondrial. The record is from RefSeq and is a predicted model, not a curated record. The transcript is spliced from 5 exons. Gene Ontology annotation, molecular function: protoheme IX farnesyltransferase activity. Gene Ontology annotation, cellular component: mitochondrion; mitochondrial membrane. NCBI's taxonomy places the organism in Eukaryota, Metazoa, Arthropoda, Insecta, Diptera, Muscidae. Bases 139 to 1341 code for a protein of 400 amino acids. Gene Ontology annotation, biological process: heme biosynthetic process.
GCUGUUAUUAUCUCGGACGGCUCGGAUUUUUACCUGUCAAUUAAAGUUGACAGCUACCAUACCAUGCAGGAGUCCGUUUUGUUUUUAUUUUGAUUAAUGAAAUAAUAUUUUAAAUAAAGUAAACUUUAAAAAAUAAACAUGAUUAAAUUAAUAUUGCGGCCAUCACAGAAGAUUAUCUUUGUUGGCAAAGCUUUUUCGCAACCACUAAGAAAUUUUGCAGGUGGUAUCACAAAACUUGCGAGGGGCGAGAACAGCACAAUAAAUAAUGAUUCUGAAAGUAAACCAAAGGAUAAUGUGGCUUUAGGAAUAAGUAAAUCUGUUGAGAAAAAAGCAUUAUGGGAGCCAAGCCCAUGUUUGGAUAAGGGCCAGCUAAUUGACCAGUACAAAAAACUGUCCAAAUUCAGAUUGACAACAUUGGUUGUCAUUACCACGAUGGCUGGAUACGCAGUGGCACCAGCUGCAUUUGACCCGGCUUCUUUUUUAAUGGUAACAGUUGGAACUGGCCUUGUAUCUGCCGCUGCGAACUCCAUAAAUCAAUUUCACGAAGUUCCAUUUGAUUCACAAAUGUCUCGAACCAAAAGUCGAGUAAUAGUAACUGGAAAGGUAACUCCGUUACACGCGAUGGGAUUUGCUUUGAUUUCAGGAGCUGCCGGUUUAAGUAUACUUUAUUAUGGAGUCAAUGGACUGACAGCAGCAUUGGGCCUAAGCAACUUGAUUCUUUAUACUUCUAUAUAUACCCCAAUGAAAAGAAUUUCUAUUUUGAAUACAUGGAUUGGAUCAGCAGUGGGUGCAAUACCACCAUUAAUAGGAUGGGCUGGUUGCUGUGGGACAAUAGAUGCGGGUGCUUGGAUUUUAGCUGGAUUACUUUAUGCUUGGCAAUUUCCUCAUUUCAAUGCUCUAUCCUGGAAUCUAAGACCUGAUUAUUCUCGCGCUGGAUACCAAAUGAUGGCUGUUACUAACCCUGGUUUAUGUAGGAGGACAGCUUUACGAUACACAUUUGCUCUUACUAUGCUGUCAACUUUAGCGCCAAUAAUGGAUGUAACUAACUACUGGUUUGCUUUGGAAACCCUGCCUUUGAAUGUAUAUUUCUCAUAUUUGGCUUACAAAUUUUACAAGGACUCUAAUAGUGGAACAUCACGAAAGCUUUUUCGUUUUUCGCUCCUACAUCUGCCGUUACUAAUGAUUUUGUUCCUUGUGAAUAAAAAGCGAUGGUUUUUCACAGAAACUAAAGAGGAUACCAAAAAAAAUGAAUUAGUAGAUAAAAAUGUCGGUAGCUUCAUAAAAUUAAAUUUGCCACACAUAAAUGCUUCACCUCUAGAAGCAUCACCGAAAACUGUGUAAAUACAUGUACAUAUACACGACUAAAUAUGUUCUGCAAUGACAAGUAUUACACAAAUGUAUGUAUUUUUUGUUAUUGUUCAUUCUAGUGAAAAUUGAAAUAAAUGUGAAAAACCUCGCCAGUAUGUUUAUAUCAUUGAUCAAUUUACCUGUUUUCAACUCGUACCUUACUGACAAAAGUAUCCAUUGUUGACCAUUUCUAUAAAUUGUAACCUGGCGAUUACAUAAGACAAAUUGAUUUUAAUUUGAGUUGUGUUUACUGCAUUUUUGUUACUGUUGAGCAUUAGCCAAGGGCAGGAAUGUUAAAACAAUUUCAACAUUAGAAAGAAACUAGAAAAAACAACUGAAUAUUGCUAAAAAAACAAUAUAAAAUAAUAAACAAACACAAGAGAUCAGAAAAAAACAAAAUGUAUGCUUUUCAUUUAUUAUUUUGUUUUAUUUCUUUUAAUUGUCGGAACCUUUAUAGGACAAUGUUUGGUAUUUGACAAUUAAUACAUGUGUGUUUUGUGUUUUGUAAACGCAGAGUAAGGGUUUCCAUAGACAAUGCAAUUGAGUUAAAGUAUUAAUUGCAAUAUCAUAAGUUAAAAAUAUUUUGUUAUUUUAUCUUUGUAAACAUGCGAUAGUUUUUGUCAUAACUAGUGGUUGUUGUAAAUUGUUGGAUAAUGAUGGUUAUACCAAUAUAUUUUUAAAGUGAGAAUCUAAUUUAAAACGAACUGGAUAUAAGUACUUCGGAAGCGAAAAAAGAAUCAGAUCUCCUGGGAAACAAAUCCUGUGGAAGACAAAAAAGAGCUUCACGAUAAUGGUAAGGAUAUGAAGAUGCUGGAAUUCGUACAAAAGAAAAACAAAUAGAUGAAGCAAGAUUUACAAAAUAAGUCCGUUAAACAUUUAAAAUAUAAGGUGUAAAACGAUUGUUUUGUCACUGGUGUCAGACAGGAAAAAUAUUUAUCAGCUGUGGAAAUUGAAAUGAAAAAAAUCAAUUUCCAAAGCUUUUAUACUUACAAAAAGAAGACAAACAGCAAAUGUGAAGAAAUCUGUUGUUAAAUUUGACCAACGGAAGUCAAAAGAGGCGCUUAUGUCCACAAAGCCUAAACAAAGGAUUAUACUAAAAACUUACAAAUUUUACAAGGACUCUAAUAGUGGAACAUCACGAAAGCUUUUUCGUUUUUUGCUCCUACAUCUGCCGUUACUAAUGAUUUUGUUCCUUGUGAAUAAAAAGCGAUGGUUUUUCACAGAAACUAAAGAGGAUACCAAAAAAAUGAAUUAGUAGAUAAAAAUGUCGGUAGCUUCAUAAAAUUAAAUUUGCCACACAUAAAUGCUUCACCUCUAGAAGCAUCACCGAAAACUGUGUAAAUACAUGUACAUAUACACGACUAAAUAUGUUCUGCAAUGACAAGUAUUACACAAAUGUAUGUAUUUUUUGUUAUUGUUCAUUCUAGUGAAAAUUGAAAUAAAUGUGAAAAACCUC